AUGAUACAACCACCCACAACGGCUUUAUCGGCAGGCCCAGACGACGCCGCGAGUAUUUCAGAAAUGUCCGCCGCGAUAAAUGCUCCUCACAGCUUCCCCGCUCCGCCAUCGCCGCAACCACACAUUAGCAUCGAGCAAUUUGCUGAUGCCGCAAGUGAAUCAGCGCCUGCCCCUCUCCUAUCAACCCCCCCUGCUGCUCCAUUAAGUCCGUUGAGACAUCAUAAGAGGACUCCAUCGCAGCACCGCGAAGUCAAAGAGACUCUGGACGCCAAAUACACCAACGACGAGGUUGACGGUAUAUCGCAGUCUACCGUCAAUCAAUAUAGAAUCGGGGAAGAGAUUGGCCGUGGCUCUUACGGCGCUGUCCAUCUAGCUACCGACCAGUUUGGAAACGAAUAUGCCGUGAAAGAAUUCUCAAAAUCCCGCCUGCGAAAGCGGGCGCAGUCGCAUAUCCUGAGACGUCCUGGACCUGGGACACCACAUCACCAGGCACCCGGGACGGGACUGAACAACUUCUACAAAAAGCAAUUCGGUCGCCAAGAGGAUGCCGAGGCCAAAGACGCCUUGUAUUUGAUACGCGCCGAAAUUGCCAUCAUGAAGAAGCUUAAUCACCCCAACCUUGUAGCCCUGAUCGAAGUCCUUGACGACCCCGAAGACGACUCUUUAUAUAUGGUACUAGAAAUGUGUAAAAAGGGUGUUGUCAUGAAAAUCGAUCUGGAUCAACAAGCUACCCCCUACGAAAGUGAACUUUGCCGUACUUGGUUUCGUGAUCUGAUUCUCGGCAUUGAAUAUUUGCAUGCUCAAAAUAUCAUCCAUCGUGACAUAAAACCUGACAAUCUUCUCUUGACAGAAGACGAUGUGCUCAAGAUUGUUGAUUUCGGAGUCUCCGAAAUGUUUGAAAAGUCAAACGAGAUGAUGACAAACAAAUCUGCCGGUUCCCCCGCCUUUAUACCGCCAGAGCUCUGUCAGGCGAGGCAUGGAGACGUUUCCGGCAAGGCUGCUGAUGUCUGGUCAAUGGGUGUCACACUGUACUGUCUGAAGUAUGGACAACUGCCAUUCAACGGGCACCAUGUCUUAGAUAUGUACGAAGCCAUUCGAGAAAAGCCAUUCUUUCUUCCUGAAGGCGAGGACGCGGACUUUGCGGAUUUGAUUACACGGAUCUUGGACAAGAAUAGUAUCACGAGGAUCACAUUGCCGGAAAUCCGAAACCAUCCCUGGGUCACGAGAAAUGGGGAAGAUCCUCUUCUGCCCGAGGUAGAAAACUGUUCUGACGUGGUGGAAACACCCAAUGAGCUGGAGGUGAACCACGCUUUUACACGCAAGAUGGACCACCUGAUCUGUGUCUUAAAAGCCAUACGGCGUUUCAAGGGCCUUAUUUCUCAAAGUCGAGUCACAACUCCUCGAACUCCCUAUCCGCCCAGACUACUACCAAAAACAAUAACGAAGGCAGAGCUUCCGAUAUCUUGGCCAGCUUCGCAACAACAAUCCGACGCAGCCGAGUCAGGUCAGCAAAAGUCUGUAGCGCAAGAAGCAGCUGAGCUUAUUGAACAGCGUAACGCCUACCUCAGAUCAGGUCUAAAUCUCGGGCCUAUAAGCUCGGAACAGAAAAUCGAGCCACAAUUCCCGGGCUCCACCGAGAAAAAUGCAUUAUUCCUCGGUAUUGGCACAGGUGGAGAGAACGAAUUGUCUUCACCGGACAACAUGGCCUUCGCGGAGUCGCCCACAGGCAUCGACUUUGACGUCUACAAUCGUGCUUUCGAGACAGAGAUCAAGAGAAUUCGCUCAGACAGGAAGAAGAACCGAUCCUGGACCUACAUGACGAAGAUGCUCGGCGAGAAAGAGAUGGACAAGUACGUUGGGGACGACUGCAUGAUCGUCGAGGCUGGAAAGUCCGCCGCGGCGAAAGCGCAGUCUCUCGUGCACAAGGCCGAAUGUAGCCGUCGGGAAAGCGAGCAGCAAGAGGACCCCGAUUCCGAGGGAGGUUCCCAGAGAGCAGUUGAAGUAGCAAAGGAAACGGGAUCCAGAUUGGCAGACCUCGUAGUAUCGCUGACAAGGGACAUGAAAGAGAAAGCAACGACACGAGAGGGAGGCGAUUGA
Molecule: messenger RNA, 2097 nt
Organism: Xylaria bambusicola
Lineage: Eukaryota; Fungi; Ascomycota; Sordariomycetes; Xylariales; Xylariaceae
Product: kinase-like domain-containing protein
Exons: 7
Coding region: 1-2097 (698 amino acids)
Biological process (GO): protein phosphorylation; intracellular signal transduction
Cellular component (GO): cytoplasm
Molecular function (GO): protein serine/threonine kinase activity; ATP binding
Source: RefSeq, a predicted model, not a curated record